Molecule: messenger RNA, 1478 nt
Organism: Amborella trichopoda
Lineage: Eukaryota; Viridiplantae; Streptophyta; Magnoliopsida; Amborellales; Amborellaceae
Product: Translation initiation factor SUI1 family protein
Biological process (GO): translation reinitiation; formation of translation preinitiation complex
Molecular function (GO): mRNA binding; translation initiation factor activity
Source: RefSeq, a predicted model, not a curated record
GUCUAGAGCCUCGGCUCUAUACAUACUGCAUCCACCCUUAGACGGCGGACUCAGCCCUUGUCCAUGGAAAGUUAACGACCUACGACGGUGGAUUGUAGGCCUGAAUACCCAACGAUGAAAGAGAGUGCAUCACCAAAGGCCAUGCUACUUUUUAUUGUUUAGGAAAGCGAAGCCACCUUAUUCAGGUGAAACGAGAAGCAGAGCAGGCAAGCAACACAGGGAGAAGAAGGGGAAAGAAUAACCGGGUUUUUGCUUUGCUUUCAUCCAAGAAGAAGGAUUGAUCAUUCAUUUAUAUCCGUAGCAGUAGUUGUUGGUUUGAGUAGGAAAGAAUACUAGGAUAGUAGUAGCAGUAGGGUUUAGUGAUGGCGGCAGAGAAACCAGAAGCUGUUCGAGUGCUGUACUGUCCCAUAUGCAGCUUGCCCGCAGAAUACUGCGAGUUUGGUCCCGACUUUGAGAAAUGCAAACCUUGGCUCGUCCAAAACGCACCCGACCUCUACCCCCAUCUCCUUCUUAACAAAGAGUCAUCAGACGAGGCAGCUGCAGGAGGAGAGAAGGAUGCUUCUUUAAAGGCGACAUCAGAUCAGCUUCAGUCCCUGGAAAUUUCUUCUGGUGAUGGGGGAGGAGGCAGAGGUGGUACAUCAACUUCUAAACAUGAUGAAGUAAAACGCCUUCCUGGUGGCAAGAUAAAAAAGAAGGACAAGCAAGAGGUGGUCAUUGAAAAGGUUGUGCGUAACAAGCGCAAAUGUGUUACUAUUAUUAAAGGCCUUGAUCUUUUCGGUGUUAAAUUAAGUGAAGCUUCAAAGAAACUUGGGAAGAAAUUUGCAACAGGAGCAUCGGUUGUUAAGGGGCCAACUGAAAAGGAGCAAAUUGAUGUGCAAGGGGACAUAGCCUAUGAUAUUGUGGAAUUCAUUACAGAGACUUGGCUUGAUGUAGUUGGGAAGAUAUGUGAUAUUCUUCUCUUCCAAAAUUCCAGGUUCCUGAGACUGCAAUAUAUUUUAUUGAAGAGGGCAGAAAGGUUCCUGCUGCUUAAGUGGAUGAAGCAUUACCUGGUCUCUACAUGUUUGAAAGCAAUAACUGAAAUUUUCAACUCUCUUUUCCCAUUUGAUGAUGCAUGAAAUUUACAAGUAUCUCUUUUCCCAUUUGAUAGAUGCAUGAAAUUUACUUGGAAAAGUGUAUGCCCAUAUCUACUAUUCACUCAGAAGCCAGCUGUGAAAAUAGCUGCUGUAAUAAGAACAUUGAAUAAGGACCGAUGAACUUUGCAUAAUGGUUGGUGCAACUAGUGCUUGUAUGCCUUGAAAACUGAGACGAAUUUCCAGGCAUCCAAUCUUCUUGCAUGAAAUUGAAGGUAGCUUCAUGCAUAUGGAAUGUUCCCAAAUAUAGAGCACCAAUAUAUUUGUCUAUGCAUGAGUCAUUCAAAACGAAAUCUUCAUGGUUUUUUAUUCCAGUAACUUGUAUGUAAAAUUUGUUUCAUGUUUCCA